Penaeus monodon (black tiger shrimp) is the source of this 752-nucleotide messenger RNA. It is a transcript of the gene Prx5, whose product is annotated as peroxiredoxin-2D-like. The record is from RefSeq and is a predicted model, not a curated record. The transcript is spliced from 6 exons. Gene Ontology annotation, cellular component: peroxisome; cytoplasm; mitochondrion. Gene Ontology annotation, biological process: cell redox homeostasis; hydrogen peroxide catabolic process; cellular response to oxidative stress. NCBI's taxonomy places the organism in Eukaryota, Metazoa, Arthropoda, Malacostraca, Decapoda, Penaeidae. Gene Ontology annotation, molecular function: thioredoxin peroxidase activity. The coding region runs from base 171 to 752 and encodes 193 amino acids.
ACCCCUAAGCCAUGUAAACAACCACCAAUUAAUACAACGCAAUAAAAAGCAAUCCAGGAACUACCUCCAAGAAUAAACCUUCAUUCUACCGGGCACAGAUAAACAGAUCAAAUUCAAGGUUGGAAGCAGAGCGGCGUUCGAGCAGCACCGUCGGUAAUAAGGGAGCGACGAUGGCGACUCUCAUGGCUCUCCAGCUCCGGCCAGUUCUCAGUCGUGCUGGGACAGCCACCCUCUCCCACCUCCACAAAACCAUCGCCAGAGCAAUGUCCAUUAAGGUUGGUGAUGAGAUUCCCAGUGUGGAUCUCUUUGAAGAGACCCCAGCAAAUAGUGUCAACUCACGUGACCUGUGUGCUGGCAAGAAGGUUCUGAUCUUUGCUGUGCCAGGUGCCUUCACCCCAGGAUGCUCAAAGACUCAUUUACCAGGAUAUGUCAGCAGUGCUGAUGCCAUCAAAGCCAAGGGUAUCAGUGAAAUUGUGUGUGUGUCCGUCAAUGACCCCUUUGUUAUGAGUGCCUGGGGCCAGAACCAGGAAACAGGAGAGAAGGUUCGAAUGCUGGCCGACACCAAUGGAGAUUUCACCAAAGCCCUUGGCCUGGAGCAAGAUCUGGCUGUGUUGGGAGGCCUUCGAUCAAAACGCUACUCCUGUAACACUGAGUCCACUAGCAGUGUGACAAAGCAACCUCCAGAAGCACUUCCUGUAGAAGUCACAAGGGGUCUUUGUUCCUUAAAAUGUUUCUCUCCAGCUGUGUACUGA